AUGUCAUCGCUCGUCUCGGACUUCAUAAUAAAUCCAGUUCUCCGCCAGGCUCGCCGGUUUUCAGAGGCAUCCCGCGCCACCCUGAGCGGUAGUCGAGAUGAGACCAAAGAUAGCGAUCAGCUCAACGACAACCCCAUGACUGAUGAUGAAGCACACCACGAUGAGCCGGCAAUUGCCAGGGUUGUCUCCUCCGAGUCCGCGACCUUACGCCCCUUGAGCUCAUCGACACAAGAAACCAGAGUGGAGGAGCCCAUACCAGCCCAAACCCCUCCUCGUACAACCCCCAUGGUCCUCGACGGCAGCCCCACUGAUCACCUGGGCUUUCCAAUAAGUAAACGAAGGAACAGUUUGAUCCCGGAGGACGACGGCAUGCGUGAGCUGAGAAAACGGAUACAUGCUAUACAUGCCCGUGAUAUUGAGGCUCCGGAGAAGGCGAGGCUCAUGCAUGAUGCACUAUUAGAGAACUACAAUUCCUCAAGAGUCACUCCACAGGGCGCGAAGACUCCCGAAGCCCCCCGAUCUCCAGUCCAAAGACCAGAACAACUUCCCUCACCUCAAGGACCUCUCGAGUCUCUGAAGUUCUGGCAGAACCAACCACAUGAAGCUCUAGGGCCUUCGCCGGCCGACUUUGUUCUCACAGAGCUCGACAGAGCACCCAGCUUUGCCCCAGUACGUCGGCCUAAGACUUCUGGGAUAGAGACACCCCAUAUCGAACCUGCUCUUUCAUCAGUAACUGAAACGGUUCCUCAACUCGGUUGUCCACAUUAUGAACGGAAUGUGAAACUUCAAUGCGCCACAUGCGACAAGUGGUAUCCAUGCCGCCUAUGUCAUGACAAUGAAGAAGACCACAAUCUGCCUCGGUUUGAGACAAAACACAUGCUAUGCAUGCUCUGUGAGACACCACAAAAGGUCUCUGAUGUAUGCAUCAACUGUGGUGAACUUGCCGCGAGUUACUAUUGUGGUGUAUGCAAACUCUGGGAAAAUCGCCAAUCAAAACCGAUUUAUCACUGUAGCGAUUGCGGCAUAUGCAGGCGCGGCUUUGGACUCGGAAAGGAUUAUGUCCAUUGCAAGACGUGCUGCGCAUGCAUCCCAACCUCCAUUGAACUGUCACACAAGUGCAUAGAGCGCUCUACAGAUUGUGAUUGUCCAAUCUGCGGAGAGUACAUGUUCUCCUCUCCUCGCCCUGUAGUGUUCAUGGCGUGUGGUCACAGCAUUCAUAAGAAGUGCUACGACCAGCACAUGAGAUCGUCUUACAAAUGUCCCAUAUGCAACAAGAGCCUCGCCAAUAUGGAGACACAUUUCCGAAACCUGGAUGUGGCUAUUCAAGGACAACCGAUGCCACCGGAAUUUCGAGAUACCAAGGCAGUUAUAUUAUGCAACGACUGCUCGGGAAGAAGCACCGUUCCCUACCACUGGCUUGGGCUAAAAUGCUCCAUCUGUCGGUCUUACAACACGGCAGAACUUCAGAUACUCGGAGGUACGAGCCGCGAACUUCAAGCUGCUCUUGCAGAAACGUCAGAGGAGGCUGGACCAGACGCAGCUCAACCUAGUGUCGCAACCGCCCCCAUCACUGAGUCCCGUGACGGCGUAUCGAUAGCAGGCAGGCGCAGGCAUUCGUCCAGGGGCAUUGAAUUGCAGCGGAGAGCGUCGGAAAUCAUCGUGGGCUCUUUCCCGCCCAUAACCAUUCGCUACGACUCUCAUUUGGGCCAGAUCCCAUCAGAUAGCGAGUCUGAAGGCGGUAUGCUAGGAUUCUGGGGCGGAGCAAUCGACGACGACGAUUCGGAUUAUCAAGACGACUCGAGUAAUGCAAGUGAAUCUGAGGAAGAGGACGACGACGAUGAUAUUGAAAACGAUCUAAUUCUCAUUGGGCAUCGAUAA
This is a messenger RNA of Clonostachys byssicola, 1878 nucleotides long. NCBI's taxonomy places the organism in Eukaryota, Fungi, Ascomycota, Sordariomycetes, Hypocreales, Bionectriaceae. The record is from the annotation of a GenBank genome assembly.